This is a messenger RNA of Acanthochromis polyacanthus (spiny chromis), 2624 nucleotides long. RefSeq names its product dynein axonemal intermediate chain 4 (gene dnai4). Gene Ontology annotation, biological process: cilium movement. Bases 63 to 2381 code for a protein of 772 amino acids. Gene Ontology annotation, cellular component: axonemal dynein complex. The record is from RefSeq and is a predicted model, not a curated record. NCBI's taxonomy places the organism in Eukaryota, Metazoa, Chordata, Actinopteri, Pomacentridae. Gene Ontology annotation, molecular function: dynein heavy chain binding; dynein light chain binding. The transcript has 17 exons.
UCACGUUGCCAUGGCAACACCAGUAGUACGACACCGUGGCAAUGCAGCGGCUCUGAACUAAAAUGUCCACCUCCUCAGAAGACAAAACCAAGAAGAGGACUCUGGUUCUGAGGCACUCCUCCAGGGCGGUAAACGUCUGUGUGUCCGAUCGCCAUGGAGGCUACCAGAGCUCCAGACUCACCGGCAGCAGGAAGAGCCUCAGUCUGGGAGGAGGCAGCAAAGUCCUGGACAAGAGCCACGUCCAGACUCCCAGACCUGCUGUCCGGGUGUUUGAUAAAGACGACAAUGACGUCACUCCUCAGCCGCUGCAUCAGGCUGAUCCAGGAACAGCUCAGGCCAAAGGAAGCAGGUUCUUUCUAAAUGAAAUCUCUGGAGGAUCAGGAUCAGACCAGACCACAGCCACGGGGAGCUUUACCAUGCCGUUCUCCAAGUCAGUAUUUGAAAGCAGCAGAAUAUCCAGCCAGUCUACCAUAGAGUCGGUGAAUGAGGAGACAGAGGACACAUUUUCUAAAAGUGACCAGCCAAUCAGCAUCCCAGAUGUGAAGCUGAAAAAGAGCACGGUGAAAGAACCGGUAACAGAAGAUGUGUUGAAAGAGAUCAUAGACAUCUUCCUCACUGAGACAGACACCAUCUCACUGCUGGACAUACCCAGCACCUUUGUCUCAGUGGAUUCUGACGAGGCAGACACUGUCAUAGAGAGAAACAACCAGUAUGCUGAACUUUGCAGGAACACGAUGGGUAACGACGAUAAAUACGUGAAUCGAUCUGUGCAGACGCUGGAUGGAGCAGCUAAACACAAACACGUCCAGAGCGACAACCUGGUCAUGGUGGACGCAGGUUUGACUGUCACCACCUGGGACAUGUACAACACUCUGUGUGACCCUGAGCAGGAAAAAACUGUCAGGAGCCCUCAGCCAGACAAGACCGACUUGCCAGAAGCUGUUGUGGACUCCAGCAGAACAGCAGAAAGAAGCGUGUCAGUGGGCAGCACAGUCAGUUCAGUAAAAGAUGUGGACACAUCCACAAACACAGCAAACACCGACUCAGAGUUGCAGCUCAUCGUGCAGUCAGAGAGAUUCCAGCACAGCUUACUGGUGAUGGAGAGGAGCAUCCUGUUAAACAUCUUCCAACCUCAGCUGGCUGCUUACAGACAGCUGCCUGUACUAGAAGACCCAGACAGUCCGGUGAAGCCUGAGACUGUGGAGCAGAGAGAGGAGGAUACAGGAAGCUCUCAGUCGUUGUCGCCAUCCCUGCAGAGUCUCUGGGUUUUCAGCUGUAGGCUCAGCAGAGGACGCAGCGUCAGCAGCAUGGCCUGGAAUGAGAAGAACCCGGACCUCCUGGCUGUGGGAUAUGGUCAGUUUAACUCCGGGGACCAGGAACCAGGUUUGGUGUGCUGCUGGUCUAUCAAAAACCCCACGUGGCCCGAACGUUUCAUCCGCUGUGACAGCGCCGUGACCUGUCUGGAUUUCUCAGUCAACAGCCCGGGUCAGCUGGCGGUGGGGAUGCAUGACGGCACCAUCGCCAUCUACAACGUCCACAGUCGAGACAAGUCGAGAGUCAUCAGCAGCCACGAAUGUCCCAAAAAACACUUGGGUCCGGUGUGCCAGCUCAGAUGGACCCUGCAGGAGCUGAGCUUAUCAGGGGAGGACAAGGCUGAAGCUCUCUUCUCUGUAGGUGCAGAUGGAAGAAUCUGCAAGUGGUUUGUCUCCAGCAGUGGCCUCGACUGCACAGACCUGAUGAUGCUGAAGAAGGUUACAACAAUGAAGAGGCCUGGAGGGAACAAGACCAAUCAGACCAAAGAGAACAUUCUGUCUGUACUGACUCCUGGUCUGUGUUUUGACUUCCAUCCAGCAGACCCCGGUAUCUGCCUGGCCGGUACAUGGGAGGGUCUCAUCCACAAGUGUUCCUGUUCCAACACUCAGGAGUUUCUAGAGACUUACCAGAAACACUUUAGUCCUGUGAACUGCAUCACAUGGAGUCCUCUCAGUCCUGAUGUGUUCCUGAGCUGCUCCUCUGACUGGACCAUCCAGCUGUGGAAGCAGAACCAUCAGAAGCCCGUGUUGGGCUUCACCUCCACCCAGGGGGCUGUUUACGAUGUCAGAUGGUCCCCAAAGUGGGCCACGGUUUUUGGAGCUGUUAAUGAACAACAGCUGGAGAUCUGGGACCUCAAGACGAGCAUUCUGGACCCGGUCAUUGUUCAACCUGCUACCCCUGGAGUGACAAUGAUGUCCCUGCUGUUUGUCCAGCAGACGGAUUGUGUUGUGGUCGGAGACACCGGCGGACAAGUGACCGUCUACCAGCUCAAGAACCUCAGUGUGGGAGAAAGCAGCAGCCAGGUGGAUGUUCUGGAAGACCUCCUACGUUCUGCAGCUUCCAGAUAACCUCAAGAAACAGACGGAUGUAUCCGCAAUCCAGUAGGGUCUCCACCUUCAGUAGACUUUAAAUUUUACACAUAUGCUUUAAACUAAAGCAUGGCCUUUUGCUGCUUCAGACAAUUAUAGUUGAGUUUAACAGUGAAAUAUCAGCUUCUGGAUCUGCAUGUUGUUUCCAUUGGAAGAAAUCAAUGCCGGGAGUAUUAAAGGAGAGAUUUAUGUAUGGAUAAUAAAGUGUAAAUUUAACCACAA